AUGAGUGGUGUCUUGGGGCGAGCAACACUGUGCGCGCCUGCGUUGGCGCGCGUCGGGCCAUCAAACGCCAAGCACCUCUUCGAGGCUCUGCGACAGACCCGGACGCGACAGACGGUCUGCUUCUCGCGCUCAUUCUCGGCCUCGUUGGCCGUCCGCGGCCAUGACCGGCCCUCGUCGGCCGGCCAGCCGCCCCAGAAGACGGUCGGGGACGGCAGGGAGCCGGUGACAACGACCAAGAGUCAGCAGAGAAAGGCCUACGACCGUCCGUGGCUGCGCGAGAGCAGCAAUGCCUUGCCCGAGGCCACCUCCAACGACCCUGCCGCCGGGGACGGCACCAAAGGCCGCCUGUUGACGACACCCACUCGGCUGCUCAAGCUCAUCCUUCCCAUGCCCUUCAACCCCGAGCAGGAACACAUCAACGCUAGCGAGGAAGAGAAGCGACACUGGAGCAAGGAGACGGUCGAGCCCCUGGCCCUGCUCGUCCACCCCCAGCAGCCGCUCUCGUACCUGGAACGCCUGAUACAAGCCGAGAUCCCCCCGAUGCGCAAGGGCAACCGAGAAAAGCUUCCCGACGUCAUCUUCCGUGCAGAGUCGGGUCACAAGAAGCCCAAGGGGGACUCGGCCGAGAAGCGCGGCGCAAACGUCGCCCCAUACUCGGGCCUCGGACGCGAGGGCCCCAGCAAGAGCGAGACCAGCUGGGUGCGGUGGAGCAGCAGCACCGAGGUCGGCGACUUUAUCAGGGACGCGGCGCACGGGCGAGAGUUUGCCAUCGACAUCGAGGGCCUCUCCCAGGAGCUUCGCGUGGCCGUGCCGAGCUUCAAGGACCGCACCUACUACAUGCGCAUGCGGCUGAGGAAGAUGUCUCGCCAGAUCGACAAAAUGUCGCACGUCAAAAAGGACUGCGACCUGCUGGCACACAAGGGCGCAUACCGCCUGGCCAAGGGCGGCUUCGCGGCGCUCGCCGGCUGGUGGGGCAUCGUCUACUACGUCACCUUCCACACCGACAUGGGAUGGGACCUCGUCGAGCCCGUCACCUACCUGGCCGGCCUGGCCACCAUCAUGGGCGGCUACCUGUGGUUCCUAUUCAUCAGCCGGGACCUCAGCUACAAGGCGGCCAUGAACGUGACGGUGUCGCGCCGGCAAAACGCCCUCUACCAGGAACGCGGCUUUGACCAGCAGAAGUGGGACCAGCUGGUCCACGAGGCAAACCUGCUGAGGAGGGAGAUUAAGCUGGCGGCCACCGAGUACGACGUCGAGUGGGACGAGAUGGGCGACCUCGGCGGCGAGGAGGUCCGACAGGUCCUCGAGGAGGAGCGCAGCGAGAGGAAGAGGCGGAGGCAGGAUGAUGACGAUGGCGACGAGGACGAGGAUGAGGGCGACAAGGGCGACAAGGGCAAGGCAAAUGAGGGGGACAAGGGCGGGGAUACAGGCAAGGACGCUUCCAAAGAGCAGUGA
Messenger RNA from Hirsutella rhossiliensis, 1455 nucleotides. RefSeq names its product mitochondrial calcium uniporter. Gene Ontology annotation, biological process: calcium import into the mitochondrion; mitochondrial calcium ion homeostasis. Gene Ontology annotation, cellular component: mitochondrial inner membrane; uniplex complex. Gene Ontology annotation, molecular function: uniporter activity; calcium channel activity. NCBI's taxonomy places the organism in Eukaryota, Fungi, Ascomycota, Sordariomycetes, Hypocreales, Ophiocordycipitaceae. Bases 1 to 1455 code for a protein of 484 amino acids. The transcript is spliced from 2 exons. The record is from RefSeq and is a predicted model, not a curated record.